Molecule: messenger RNA, 651 nt
Organism: Paraglomus brasilianum
Lineage: Eukaryota; Fungi; Glomeromycota; Glomeromycetes; Paraglomerales; Paraglomeraceae
Source: the annotation of a GenBank genome assembly
AUGUCUGGAGUGUUUUUUAUAUUGUUUCCUAUUUGCUUCCUUGUUACGGCUGCGCUGCAGCAAGCGCAACUUGUAGAAUACAUCAUAUUACCUGCAAUGUAUAAUUAUUUUACGAAGAGGGAUGUGCCUUAUGUUAUGGCAGGAGUAUGUUUCUUUUGGACCUACGUUGUGACUGCCUCGUUAAGCGUUUGGGCACAGUCAGCUGCGUCACCCAAUGGGUAUAAUAACAAUGUAAGGAAAUGGAAAGUGGAUGUAGAAGGAGGAAGAGACGAUGCAGCCCUAACUGAACCAAGGAAUAGAGGAUUUAUAGCCGGCCCAUUUGGAAGGAUAAUUGCUGCACAUCAAGUGGCCUUAGAGAGCGUUCCAGGCUUUUUUGCGGCAGUUAUCAUAGCGACCGCACAGAAAGUUCCAUUAGAUUACAGAGUCAGUUUUUCAAUAAUCUACACAAUUCUCCGCAUAUUUCAUACAAUUCUAUACGUCUUAGAUUUCGACAUUGUUCGUGCGGCAACUCAUGUAAUGUCGAUAUCAUGCUGUGCUUGGUUGUUCAUUUUUGCUAUUGUUCCUGGAUUCGAGAGACAGUACUACUCUACUGUUAUGGAUGUCGUCAGGAUUAGACACAGUAUUAGUGACGGGAAUUGGACGUUCGGGUAA